This is a messenger RNA of Giardia duodenalis, 7266 nucleotides long. RefSeq names its product RNA helicase. NCBI's taxonomy places the organism in Eukaryota, Fornicata, Diplomonadida, Hexamitidae. Bases 1 to 7266 code for a protein of 2421 amino acids. The record is from RefSeq and is a predicted model, not a curated record. Gene Ontology annotation, cellular component: nucleus. Gene Ontology annotation, molecular function: ATP binding; nucleic acid binding. The transcript has a single exon.
AUGGAGUCUCACACUCUUCUGAAGCUUCUCUCCCCGUAUGCACAAAGGAUGCAAAUCACGGACGAGGAGAUGCUCCUAGCAGUCAUGCAGAUCCUUGCCUCACCCAGCUCCAAUGAAGAGAUCAAGAACAGCCUGCUUGAAUUAUUGUCAUACAGUGUCUUAGAUGACCCUUUAUUCAAUGACAUUCUUAGCAACCGAGAGGACUAUGUCGAGAUGUUUACAUUGUUAUGCCCAGGUACUAGCUUAGGACAGCUUAGUUCUGACACUCAAGCUGCUCUUUCGACGCAGGCUGCCAAGCAAGAAACUCUGCCCAAUCGCAUAUCCAUUAAUAUAAAGUCAAAGCAAGCCUCUCAACAAUCAGAUGUUCACCCUUAUGUCUCCGAGGAGAAUCUUGAGGACGCUACCCACCUUUCCUCCCUUAUAACCAUUCCGUCUACAAUCACACAAACCAUUUAUAUACCCCAUGUCCCCGUGCUCUCUACUUCCACUACUUCGUCUCUGCGACCUGUCUCUGAUCUGCCCCUAGAGUAUCAAAAGGUUUUUCCCAAGCGAAUAACGCACUUCAAUCGUAUUCAGUCUGAAAGCUAUGAGGUUCUCUUCAAUAACAGUUGCAAUGUCCUUCUUUGUGCGCCUACUGGUGCAGGAAAAACGGUGUGUGCCUUGCUCUGCAUGCUCCGUGCUUUCUCAUCGGACUUACUCCUCCCGAGCGACGAUAAGCCCAAGCCUACGCAGCACAUCAUAACGUUUUCUAAUGCACCCGUCAUCCCAAAGCAGGCCACCACUACCCCUCCCUCUUCUGCAAAGAGUACCCAACUGGUUGUCUAUCUAACACCCAUGAAGGCCCUGGCGUCUGAGAUGACUACAACAUUUACAGAGCAACUGGAGAAGCUGGGAUUGACUGUACUAGAGUGUACUGGUGAUGAGGCGCCGCCGCAAGCCAAGUUACUAGAGGCGAAUUUGCUGAUCUGUACGCCGGAAAAGUGGGACGUCUUAACCAGGAAACCGGUUGGAGAGGUUAGCCUGAUUCAACGGCAAACUCUACUUAUCAUCGAUGAGAUUCACUUGCUCGGCGUUUCUGAGCGAGGACCGGUUCUUGAAUCCAUUAUCAUGCGCACACUUCAAUACAGUGAAACGACUCAGAAAUUCAUGCGUAUUGUCGGCAUAUCCGCGACCAUUCCUAACUAUAAGGAUGUGGCAGAGUUUCUACAUGUCCCCCCAGCAGGCCUUCUGUACUAUGGUCAAGAGUAUAGGCCAGUUCCGCUGGCACAGACAAUAAUUGGCAUAAAGCCUCAGCUCACAGUCAACCAGGAGAAACUCAAUCGUCUGACCACUCAAAGCAGUUCCGAUCCCAGCGAUCCUCUGCAACUCUCAGACGUCUAUUAUUACAUGCAAAAGUACGCACCCGACGAGCUUAACAACCAGCCACUUUCAAAGCAAAUGCGUGCUUUCUGUUCUGUUUCCAGACCACACUGUUUCCCUGUAGUAAAGGGACUAGUUGAGUCUGAGCAUGAGAUACUGGAGAAGUUCCAGAGCAAGAUGACUCAUGUGCUAUCAAAGAGGACAGAUUCCCAAGCCUCAACCUCAGGGUCUAUGAGCAACAUGCGGGGGUACAGCUCUCACGACGUCAUGGACAUUGUUACUGUCUCUCUUGUUAAGGAGCAGCUAUUGCAAAGACAGAAUCAGGUUCUUGUGUUUGUCCACAGUCGCAUGGGCACACAGAUCCUUGCCAGACUGAUUGGGGAUAUGCUCCGCGCACUGAUUCAACAGGGAGCCAUUCCCACGCCUGAUAUUUCUUCUAAUAUCCUGAGGAGUAUCUCCAGUGGCAAGCAAGAUGAUUUGUCCCAACUUAUUGGCUGUGGAGUUGCCUAUCACAACGCAGGCAUGGAAAAGAGCCAAAGGCAGACUGUUGAGCAACUCUUCAGAGAUAGUAAGAUCCGCGUUGUAUGCUGCACUGCUACUCUCGCUUGGGGUGUCAAUAUGCCAUGUUCCACCGUCAUCAUACGAGGCACAGAUAUUUUCUCUGCUGGGGUCGCUGGUCAGAUAACUAAGGCAACAGAUAUAGACGUCCUAGAUAUCCAACAGAUCUUUGGACGUGCUGGGCGCCCCCAGUACACGGCAUCUGGAGAGGUAGGCCAUGGCAUUAUAUUGACCGAUAUAGAAAAGCUGGACACGUUUGUGAGGCUGCUAAAUAAUGAGUCACCGAUUGAAUCCCACAUGCAGCAGGCUCUUCCGGACAUCCUCAAUGCAGAAGUAAUCCUGGGUAACGUCUCGUCUGUAACUGACUGUGUUUCGCUUUUACGACGCAGCUUCCUAGCUACUCGUGUGGUCAACAUGCCAUGGCUCUAUGGCGCCAGGAUCACAAAGUCAGACUCACGAGGCAAUGGAAACUUAUUCACAUCUGUAUCCUUAGAUCAUACUCUAAGGGAGUGCGUCAUGAACGCAAUUCUCAACUUGGCUAGCAACAAAGUCGUAACACUUGAUACCGAUAACGAGCAUCUAUUUCCGACUGAAAUAGGAAGAAUUUGUAGCUAUUACUACGUCUCCUUCAGAAACUUUUGCAGAUUUAUAUCACUCAUUAAGGAUUCAGUCGUCGGAAGAGUCACUCACGACACUCUCCUAGGAUGUCUUUGUGAGUGCUCAGACUUUUCAAAGUUCAUUAUGCGCAAGUCAGAGCUGGAGGAGCUGUCACUCUUGAGUGGGGACAGCUUCGAAUACCUUGGUUUCUAUUCCAACGACACAACCAGUGACCGCCGCAGCAACAAGGUGUCUGCUUCGGAGGCAUUUUCACAAAAAGAUUUACGGAAGUUUCGUGAUUCUCUCCAAAGCCAAUCCAACUCACAAGCCAUCUGCAGACUCAAUAUUACGAAUACAGCGGAUAUUGACAGUGCGCCCUACAAGGUUAACGUUAUUCUUCAAAGCUUUAUCUCCCAGUGGAGGCUUCGUGUUCAGAGUCUAGCAACAGACCAACGCCUUUGUGUGACAGUCGCUCCUCGGAUUCUACGUGCUUUUGCUGAGGCCUCACUUGUGCUUCAGAGGGUUUCAGAGGCGCUUAAGCUGUAUGAUCUGGCGAGCAGCAUUGAGUACCAGCGCUGGUUCCAGACGUCUCUUCCAUUUUGGCCAAUUGUUCGCUCACCGGUUGGAUCAAUGGAGCAUAUCAAGAAUCACUACCUUGUGACAUUAGAAGUUAGAAAGCGCCAAGGAGUGGGUGAAAUUUUGACGGAGAAACUUAUCAUCGACUUUGAACAUCACAAGAACGCAGAGGACUUUCCAUCUCCCAACUCAUUUUUCUCUAUGACCGUUGAUGAUAUCUCCACAUAUAUAUACGACCGCAGCCAGGCGAAGAAGCUUCAUGAGAGCAUAGCCUUCGUGCCCAGGCUGAUUACCAAAGCCUCUCUUUACCCUGUAUCUAAUCGCAUUCUCCGUCUUUCACUAUCAUGCACUGCGGCUUUUCGGUGGAAUAGGGCCAUCCACGGAGAGUCUAUGGAUUUCUUAGUUAUAGUGUAUAGUCAGACUACCAAUUCCGCUGUUCAUUAUGAGCGGGUAACGCUUACGGAGCAGACCUAUUCUCGCGGCUAUAUAACGACUGUGAUUUUGAGGGUUGGCAGUUGGAGGCCGCGACGACCUGGUACGGAGGUGAAGUCCUACAGCGAAUAUACACGAGAACUAGAAGAUAAUGCCGAACUUGAUAUCGUGCCAAGAGCGACAGCGACUCAAUCAACUGAAGCCAUGGUGCUCGAAGCAAGGCUUGUUGUCGUAACAUUUCCGGAGCUUUGGCUUGGAGGCCAUUUAAUCAGGCAAAGGACAGAGGUUUCAUUGAAGCCUGUGCUCACUGCAACUGAAGAGUCUUAUCAAGUCUUCAACGAUGGCAGCGUUGUAUAUCCCAAGCUUAACGACUCGAAAACAGUAUUAUAUACAGAUACCAAUCUAUCCUUCACCCCAAUACCACUGAUUCCACCCUUGUCUAUCAAAGCUUUGCAUUGGCCCGAGGCGGAGUCAUACUUUCGAAGACGAUUUAGCUAUUUCAACCUAUUACAAUCGGUAAUGUUUCACAAACUGUUUUAUACAUCAGAAAAUGUCAUUAUAGGGUGUCCUACCGGCUCUGGAAAAACAACAUGCUCUGAGCUAGCUAUUUUGCAGCACAUUCGCGACAGAUACCAGGCUAAAUCUAACGAAGCUACAAUGGUGUAUCCAAAGAUCGUCUAUAUUGCACCAAUGAAGGCACUCAUCAGGGAACGAUAUAACGAUUGGGCAGAAAGCUUCAGUAAAGACAUGAACCUCUCUGUCAUGGAGAUCACGGGCGAGUCGCUACCAGCUGCCUCGGCUCUUUACCGUGCCGAUAUUAUACUAGCAACUCCAGAGAAGUUUGAUGCCAUUUCACGCCAGUGGCAGUGGAAAAAAUACAUACAAAUGAUUGGCCUCAUGAUCUUCGACGAGCUACACCUUGUGGGAACAACCCGUGGCUACGUAUUAGAGUCCAUAAUCUGCAGAAUGCGCUACUUGUCGGAGCUAUUAGCGCUGGAUCGUGGAGUAAGUGACCAGCCAUCUCAGCUACGGAUAAUAGCUCUUUCGACAGUCUCUGCUAAUACCGGCGACCUGGCACGCUGGCUUAACGUAAAGGAUAUCAGCGGGAUCUUUAAUUUCAACAGUGCUGCACGGCCCGUGAAACUUGAGACGCACAUUCAAGGCUUCCCCGGUUGGCACUACUCCCCGCGAAUGACCACCAUGAACAGACCGAUCUAUACAGCCAUUAAGAAGUAUAGUCCCAGACUUCCUGUAUUGAUAUUUGUGGCAUCUCGCAGACAAACUAGACGAACUGCAAUGGCACUGAUUUCCUUUGCAGAGAUGGAUUCCUCUGCGCCUCCGUGUCUGCGCUCUGAUGGGUCUAACUGUGAGUACUUGCAGAGCUUUGUGCAAGACCCUGACUGUAAGCUUACUAUAGGCCACGGGGUUGGUCUCCACCAUGCUGGGAUGACCCACGCAGACAGGACCGCCGUAGAAAAGCUGUACCUGAACCGAAAAAUAUCCAUUCUUGUAGCGACGAGUACUCUGGCUUGGGGACUCAAUCUUCCUGCCUUUAUGACCAUAAUCAAGGGCUGUGAGUACUUUGACGGCACUGUCAGUAGAUAUGUUGACUAUGAUACGACAGAUAUUAUCCAAAUGGCCGGACGUGCAGGACGCCCCCAGUAUACCCUCGACCGUCUUAGGGACAAGUUUGCAACGGGAAUAUUUGGAGAGGAUGCUUUCGACUAUCUCGUGAGUAAUAAAAUAAUUGAUCAGGCAUACAUUAUGAGCUCUGGAGGGCGAUUUCCAAACAAGGAAGCGGUGGUCGAUGGACUAACGCGUUUUACAGAGCAGGCUCCUUCUAUUCAGAACAUGGGCAAGGACAUUGUGCGAGAUGUUAUUAACGGAAUAGAGCUCCAACUCCAAAGUGAGCCUCAAUCAGUGUGCUUCAUCUUCUGCAAAACUUGUAUGAAGGAGUUCUACAAGCAAUUCUUCUCCGAGCCCUUUCCUUUCGAGAGCUCCAUGAUAAGUUGUACAAACACCUCGCCUAUUGUAGCUGCUAUGAUGAAGAAAAAGGCAACAAACAUUAAGCACCAGACAACACACUUUCCUGAUAUAAUCAAUGCAGAAGUGGCAUCCUUUGGAUCUAGAACCAUGUUUGAACUGCGAAAUUGGCUCCAAAAUAGCUUCCUAUACAUUCGCGCCAGACGCAAUCCACUGUUCUACAAUAUAUUUCCAGAUCCGCUAGUAGAAAACUUACAGGAGAUGCUAGAGAAGGCCGACUUCGAGGACACAAGCUACACUCCCACGAGAGAACUACAAGAGAUGGAAGCCGCCUUCCGGCUAUAUCUAGGCAUAUCUUCAGUUGAUGACCACAGACUUGUCUCACGCCGUGACUCUAAACUAUUCUGCAGAACAGGAGUUUAUCUCAUCAAGCUGGCAAAUAGAAAAACUUUGCGAGACUUCAUAAUAACGCAAGAAAUCUAUGCAUGGAUAGAAACUGCUCUUCUUGAACUGUCAGAUAACAAGUUCAUUUCACUACACAAAAAGCCUCCCAAGGCCCAGGACACACCCACACGUCUAUAUUUUCAGGAUAUUGAUGUCAAAGUGAAAAACAUCCUGGCUGUCCCGACUCCAUUAGGAGAGAUUGUCUCUCGCUAUUAUAUCCGUACCAGAUCAGGAGCUCUUAUUAAUACCUGGCUUACAGGCGAGACACACACGCUGCAAUCGUAUCUUGACAUGCUGGUGCGGUGCGAGGAGUUCCAGGAAAUACCCAUUAGACAUAACGAAGAUCGGGAUUCAGCUCUGCUUCUCCAAAAAUAUCUCUGGGACGGCAAGCGAGAAUUCUCUGGUGCUCUAAUACGGUACAACAUGCCUGACGACAUAACAUGCACAGAGCCCAGCUUUAAAGCACACAUUCUUCUUCAAGCACAACUUGUGCGCUCAUCGUUGCAGGGAGCAUUUGAGCUUCCAGUGGUUGAUUACUGGUUGGACUUAGUGACCAUCAUUGAUGCAGCAAUCCGCAUAACGGUUGCAACCGUAGAAAUAGCGUUAGCAAAGCGCCUCUCGCGCAGCAUUGUACAGACAGUGGUGCAGCUUUCCCAGGGACUUGUGCAAGGUCUGUGGCCUAACAUGGAGCCUAUGCUCUCUAUUUCUUCAUUGCGUAAUGCACUGCAGAGUAAUAAGAAAACAUUUCAAAAGUUAAGUGCCAACGGCAUUAGUACACUACAACAAUUAGUGGACGAGUUCCACAAGCUGGGCAGGAAACAGCUAACUGAGUUUCUAGGAAAACAUCAGCUACUCUCAGGCAUACAGCGAAAAGAAUUAUGUGAGGAGCUUAUGAAAUAUCCUAAUCUAAUUAUUAGAGCGACGAUAACGCGUAUAAACCGACCAGCAAAUAUUCCAGACAAGUCUAAACAUACUGGAAAGUUUGUUUGCGUUAUUAUAUCUCUCAAGCACGUAUCCAGCAUACAAGCUAGUCCGUUUCCCCAGCAGUUUUCCUCAGAAGUCUACAAGAAGUCUAAGCCACAUACAUGGUUCCUUGUGCUAUCUGAGUCGGAGACGGAUACAGUGAUUGACUACAAAAGGCUCUCUGGGUUUGCAAGAGAACGCUCACAGGAGUUUAUAAUUCCGUUCGUCUCCUCUCUUUGCAUCAGCGCAUUGUCCGAUUGCUUCUUGGGAAUGGACAAAGAGAUCACAAUAGAUCUAUCAGAGUUGUCGCUCAAUGAACCAAUGGUUUUUGAGUUAAGAAGCACACAGGUCUAG